Messenger RNA from Centropristis striata (black sea bass), 673 nucleotides. RefSeq names its product mitochondrial ribosomal protein L35 (gene mrpl35). The record is from RefSeq and is a predicted model, not a curated record. Lineage: Eukaryota; Metazoa; Chordata; Actinopteri; Perciformes; Serranidae. The coding region runs from base 63 to 593 and encodes 176 amino acids. The transcript is spliced from 4 exons. Gene Ontology annotation, molecular function: structural constituent of ribosome. Gene Ontology annotation, cellular component: mitochondrion; ribosome. Gene Ontology annotation, biological process: translation.
AAAAAAUUGCGUUUGUCCAAACAGGACUCCGUACUUACUGACGUCAGCAACCAGGAGAAAACAUGGCGGCCGUUCUGGCAAGGAGGGUGUCCGGGGUGUUGAGACCGCUGUCUGCCUCUUUGUGCACCAGGACACCAUCUCUCCGUCAGCUCUCCUGCCUCAUCCAGCCUCCACCUCUCUACUGCUCCGCCGCAGCCGCUGUCUGCGCUCCUCUGCGGGCCGCAGCAUGUCCGACGCCCCGCUACAACAUCCUGCACCGGGUAUCUGCACUUAUUCCCAGUCUGACUCAACAGCCAAGCAGAAGUCUGACUUAUGUCAGUCUGAACAAGGGGAAGAGGAAGACUAUCAGGGCUGUGACUCAAAGGUUCAUGAGGCUGCACUGUGGCCUUUGGAUUAGACGCAAGGCUGGAUACAAGAAGAAACUGUGGAAGAAGUUACCUGCCAGACGAAAGCGCCUUAGGGAGCACGUAUUCUGUAACAAAUCACAGAGCAAACUUUUUGAUAAAAUGACAUGCUCUUACUGGAAGAGGAGGAACUGGUACGUAGAUGAUCCGUACCUGAAGUACCACGAUCGGGUCAACCUCAAUGUGUAAUUUGCUGAUUCAUGUAGUGACAUCUUGUUUUCCAUUUGAAUAUUAUGUAAUGUUAUAUGUAAUAAAAUCAUCUGAAAGAA